AAACAAGAAAGAAAACACCGUCUGCUGUUUUAUUCUAUCAUUUGUUGUUUGUUUAUUAAAGCUAGGUUCUUCAGAAUUAAAAGAAAGAAAGCAAACAACAAAACAAUUCAAGUGCCUACUUGAAAACGGUAGGGAAUUCUACAUUUUACUCCGACUCGAGCGCAUGUGCCUCACGCUGCCGCAGUGUCUACAUUGAAUUUGGACAGCUGGGAUGCGUGUGAGCGCUUUUGCCUGUUAGUGCUGGUAGAUGUUGGGUUGACACUUGAUCGAAUUCCGGCUCGCACGAGGAAAUGAUCGACAUAUGGUUCGGUGUCUUUUUAUGUUUUCUACUCGCACCUGUAUCGGUGGCGGAGGCUGUCAGAGCAGAUCAGAUAGUGUUGGUGAUAUUGAGAGGAGUGACGGGCCCACCCGUGUCGGAAUUGCGCCGUGAAAUCACCCGCCAGUUUGAUGGUUCCAGCCCUGUCAUACCAUCUAUUCAUGUCGUUCCUGGUGACUUGUACGUCAAAGGAGCUUGGACGCUUUUGCCUCUUUUUCCAAAGUUGGUGGAAUUCCAUCCGAAUGCGACGUGGCUAGUUAUUCUACAAGAAACGACCCGAAUAAAUUGGGCCGAAUUGGUCGAUUUGACGCAACGCUUCGAUCCCGAUAAAGAAUGGUUUAUCGGGCGCGAGCUCUUCGACAAAGAGCCGACUAUCGUACAUCAUUUUGCCUUCCAUCAUGAUCCAUCAGCAUUCAAAUAUCCCCUUGGAGAGACGGGCAUCCUUUUGAGCUGGCCAGCUGUCAAACGGGUCCACUCGCGGAUAGCUCGCCAACAGCUGCCCAGAGAUUUCUCCAUCGAUGCCCAACAUGAACUAGCUGUCUACCUAAUGGAGGGUGUCAAUAUGACUCGUUCGUCAGCCUUGUGUCUACGUCCAGGACCCGGCUGUGCCACAUGGAUCCAGCCGUUUGAGCCCUGCGGGACGCGUGUAGAUGCUGACGACUUGUUCUUUGCAGUCAAAACGUGGUCAAAGUUCCAUACGGAUCGAGUACCCAUUGUUCAGAGAACUUGGGCUCGCCAAGUGCAUCAACUCGUCUUCUUCAGCGAUGUAGCCGAUGAGAGAAUCCCCACCAUAUCGUUGGGCGUGCCCAACACCGAGAGCGGCCACUGCUCCAAGACGAUGGCCAUAAUUGACCACCUGCAUGAACGGAUGGCCUCGAUAGAGCCCAGUCUCCGUUGGUAUGUCAUAGCAGAUGAUGAUUCCAUAAUAGGGGUUCGAAAGCUGCGGGAAUUCUUAACGUGUCACGAUCCGUCGCAGCCGCUUCUUAUCGGGCAAAGGUACGGCUAUGCAAGUGGGCACAAUUACGGAUACGAUUACAUUACGGGUGGCGGAGGCAUGGUACUAAGUCGAACUGCCCUUCAACUGAUAGCGGCCAAUUGCCGUUGUCCCGCACCCGAUACCCCCGACGAUAUGUGGCUGGGUGCGUGUAGCGAAUCCCUCGGCAUUUCCAUCGUACAUUUCUCCGGAUUCCAUCAGGCCAGACCGGAUGACUAUCCGAUGGAGCUGUUACACACGCAAUUUGUUAUUUCCUUCCAUAAACACUGGAUGCACGAUCCUGUACAAGUGUACGAAACAUGGUUCGCUGAUGAAGAUGAUUUUUCAAUUUCCUCACCUGUCGAUGGUGACGAUGGCUGUUCCGUGAUGGAUCCAUCGCAGCAUUGUCAGGUGAAGCAACAGCCCGCCGAGUUGUUUCAGAGCACCAGCAUAGAAAGACUACCUGAUGAAUUGUGACAUAUCUCGUUGCUCUUGUUCCGUGCAAUAGGUUUCCGUGGAUCGCGCAAUCAUUUCCCCUUUCGUACGGUGCAUCCGUUUUGAUUUGACCUUUCGUUUUCUACUUGUUGAAUUGCCCAAACAAAUCCACAAAGAAAUCGAGAAAACUAAAAACCUUUCCCUAAAUUUUAUCCCAUUGAUUUUGAUUUUUAUUUGUUUUUCAAAAGAAACCCAAAUGCUUUGAAUGCCAAUGGGUUUUUGUCUGCAAUUUCAUUUUCAAAUGCCUUGUUGACUCAUACGAGAUACGGAUAGUGGUGGAGCUUUUGUGCUUAUAGAAACACGAUAAACUUAGUUUGGUUGCAAAGGAAAAAAAUCGAAAUAGCGUCCGUUAGCGUGUGGCCAAAGUUUACAUUCAAAGCUUUCAACACGACUCGCUUCUGUUUAGGUUCAUUCUGCGCCGUUGUGUUUUGUUUCGGAUGUCCUCGUCCUUAGUUCUCGGGGAGAAAGAACACGAAAAGGCACCCAAGAAAUCCGACCUAUUUUUAUAUAGUGCACCAGCAUUGCACAAUUGUGUCCGGUCAUUCGCAAGCUUUUUACCUGAAUUUCACAUUUCACUAUGACCAAGUUGCCCUUGCAUUGCUUACGCCAAGGGUUAAAAAUAAACUUGUUUUCUUUUU
Daphnia magna is the source of this 2422-nucleotide messenger RNA. Its product is annotated as beta-1,3-glucosyltransferase. Bases 291 to 1766 code for a protein of 491 amino acids. The transcript has 11 exons. Gene Ontology annotation, molecular function: acetylglucosaminyltransferase activity. NCBI's taxonomy places the organism in Eukaryota, Metazoa, Arthropoda, Branchiopoda, Diplostraca, Daphniidae. Gene Ontology annotation, cellular component: membrane. The record is from RefSeq and is a predicted model, not a curated record.